Messenger RNA from Toxotes jaculatrix (banded archerfish), 1687 nucleotides. It is a transcript of the gene lactb2, whose product is annotated as lactamase, beta 2. The transcript has 7 exons. NCBI's taxonomy places the organism in Eukaryota, Metazoa, Chordata, Actinopteri, Toxotidae. The record is from RefSeq and is a predicted model, not a curated record. Gene Ontology annotation, molecular function: single-stranded RNA binding; RNA endonuclease activity. The coding region runs from base 87 to 950 and encodes 287 amino acids. Gene Ontology annotation, cellular component: mitochondrial matrix.
UGGCCUGUUUGACGAGGUUUUCGUGGUUGCUCGUAUCUGUGUGUUUGGUGUUUUAUUCGCUAGCUAACGUUGCAUCGGCUCCAGCUAUGAGUGCAAUUAUUCCUCGCAUAGAGCAGCUGUCCGCCCGAGUUGUCCGGGUUUUGGGCUGCAACCCGGGACCGAUGACUCUGCAGGGAACCAACACUUACCUGGUUGGCACUGGGGAAAGGAGGGUGCUGAUAGACACCGGAGAACCUGCUGUGCCAGAAUACAUCAGCAGUCUGAAACAGGCUCUGACACAGUUCAACACCAGCAUACAGGAAAUCAUUGUCACACACUGGCAUCACGACCACACGGGAGGAGUGGAAGACAUCUGCAGGGACAUCACUGGUUCUGAGGUACGGGUCAGCAAACUGCCUCGCUCCAGUCAAGUCACAGACACGGCUGGAAACAAGAGCUAUACUUUCCUAAAAGAUGGAGACGUCGUCCAGACAGAAGGGGCUACACUCAAAGUUUUGUUCACCCCGGGCCACACUGACGACCACAUGGCCCUGCUGCUGGAGGAGGAGCAGGCACUCUUCUCUGGAGACUGCAUCCUGGGCGAGGGCACGGCCGUGUUUGAGGAUCUCUACGACUACAUGAAAUCUCUGAAGAUCCUGCUGGACUCUAAGGCCGACCUCAUCUACCCUGGUCACGGCCCUGUGGUUCAGGAUGCUGGAUCUAAGAUCAGACACUACAUCAGCCACCGGCACCAGAGAGAGCAGCAGAUCCUGGCUGCCAUUCAGGACGGAGCAGGAAAGCCUUUCUCCUCCAUGGAGCUUGUAAAGAUUGUCUAUAAGGACACCCCCGAAUACCUGCACCAAGCAGCUAAUGUGAACUUGGUCCAUCACUUAAAGAAACUGGAGAAAGAAGGCAAGAUUAGCCUGGUUACUGAGUCCUCACAGAACACCCAGUGGAAGAGUAACCUGUGAUGUCCACCAACACAGUGAUGAAAUGGACUGAUCAUUGGGCCAUGAAGAUGAAAUUCAUUCUGUCAACACUUCAGAAUAUGUCAGGUGGAAAAUGAUAACCCUUCAGCAUAAUGUUUGUGCUUAAAUGCCUUAAGUGUCAGUUUUGUUGCCUUGGAGGUUUCCUGACUUGGAGUACACAGAACAAAACCAAAAACCGGAGCCACCAGGACUGAGCUGCAGCCUGUGUCAAAGUUUAUCAAGGCUGAAGUUUGUCUGGUGUUCAGCUGAAUUUUGCCUGUAGCUGAAAGGAAGAUUAGUCCCAUCCUACAGCGUGAUCAGUGUGCUGCAGUGCCCUCAUUUGGCAGAAUUAAAUUGCUUGUCUUCCUUGCCGUCUUCCUUCUAGAAGGCUUUUUCCCCAUAAGUUUAGCCUCUCAGGCAGCAGUAAAUACAGCACGCAUUGUACGGUAUAUCACUGAAUUUGCUUAUGUCUGAAGCCCUGAUGGAGUUUCCCAGAAAUUAAUUUUGUUUACUAGUGAAUCUUGUGCCAAGGAAUAUUUGAUUGGGGGAAAAGUUCUCAUUUUCUCAGACAUGAGAAUGAGAAGAUGUGCAUGGGAAGCACUGGGUAAAGGAAAGUCAGAAGGAAAAAGAAAUAGGGCUGAGAGUAUAGUCCAAAUGAAAUGUGUGUGUUCCCAAAAACUGUUGACUGUGACAAAUGACAGAUGCUCUUGCAUAAACUUUGAUUUGAUUUAGUUCCUGUC